CUCGAUGCAAGACUCAUGCAAAAGGGCAAAGAUGUUUAAACUCCCUCUGCAGCUCCUGGAGGGUAGACGUCCACAGGAAACGCGUUGUCAUAACGCACCCAACUCAAGCAACCUAGGAUUACGAUGGAUGUUGCUGACGCUCCUGCUCUGCGAACUACGCGACCUCUCUUUGUGCGCCAGUGUGGCAGAAGCCAAAGUUAAACAUGAGGGACUUUGUCCCAACAAGCUGAACUCCAAUCUCUGGGUUGAUGCGCAAAGCACCUGCGAGAGGGAAUGCACUGUCGAUGAGGACUGUGCUGACUUUGAGAAAUGCUGCACCAAUGUAUGUGGCCUCAACAGCUGUGUGUCUGCACGUUUCUCCGAUGGCUCUUCUGCUCAGCCAGAUGGACUGGGUGGAGGAGAUGGAGAUGAAAACCAAAACACUAACGCAACCUGUGAGGGCUUUAUCUGCAGCCAGCAAGGAGCCACUUGUGACAUCUGGGAGGGGCAGCCCAUCUGCAAGUGCCAGGACCGGUGUGAGAAAGAGCCCAACUUCACCUGUGCCUCAGACGGACUCACCUACUUCAAUCACUGCUACAUGGAUGCAGAGGCCUGUGUCCGCGGGGUGACUCUGACUGUGGUCGCCUGCCGGUUCUACCUCACCGGGCCCCACACCAGUCCUCCGCCUCAGGACACCACCGCCAAUCCCACCCCUACAUCCUCCCAGGAGGACCCUCUGCCUCCCGCACUGUACUCCAACCCUCACCAUCAAUCCACUUAUGUCGGAGGCACCGUCAGCUUCCACUGCGACGUCAUUGGACUCCCCAAGCCUGAUGUGACAUGGGAGAAACAGAGUGAACGGCGAGAACGUCUGGUCAUGAGGCCUGACCAGAUGUACGGCAACGUGGUCAUCACCAACAUCGGACAGCUAGUCAUUUACAACGCCCAGGUGUGGGACACGGGUAUCUACACCUGCAUCGCACGGAACUCUGCAGGGGUUCUUCGUGCAGACUUCCCUCUCUCUGUCGUCCGCCGGGCUGCUGAUGAUUUCUUUGACGAUCCUGAGAUGCCCAUGGGGAGACCGUUCUCACCGGCAGACUGUCUGGCGGAAGCAGAUCUGAGGGUGUGCAGUGGUGAGCGCCACGUGGACUGGUAUUAUGAUAGCAAGCAGGGCUCCUGCAUGGCCUUCAGCAACGGUGGAUGCGACGACAGCCGCAACCGCUUCGAGACCUACGAGGAGUGCAAGGCCUCCUGUCAGAGGGAGAGGACGGGCGUCUGCUCCCUACCUGCUGUUCAGGGCCCCUGCAAGUCCUGGGAGGCACGUUGGGCCUGGAAUUCGGUCAUGAAACAGUGCCAAGGCUUCGGCUACGGCGGCUGCCAUGGGAAUGCCAACAGCUUCCGCGACAAAAAGGAGUGUGAAGCAAACUGCCCACAGCCGAAAAGGAAACCUUGUAAGCCCUGUCGGGUGAAGGGGAAAAUGGUGCCCAGCUUAUGCCGCAGUGACUUUGCCAUUGUAGGGCGGCUGACAGAGCUGGUGGAGGAUCUGGACUCUGGGUUAGCACGCUUCAGCCUGGAUGAGGUCCUGAGAGACGAGAAGAUGGGAUUGAGUUUCUUCAACACCAAACACCUUGAGGUGACGAUCGCCAAGAUAGACUGGAGCUGUCCCUGCCCAAACAUCACCAUGGAGGAAAACCCACUGCUGGUGAUGGGGGUGGUGCAGGACGGCAUUGCCAUCAUCCAAUCAGACAGCUACGUCAGAGCCGUGACUGAACGCCGACUCAAGAGGCUGCGUGAGGUUUUGGGCAAAAAGACCUGCAGGGCAUCGUAGAGCUCCCCGGGCACGCGGCCUUGUUCCUCCACAGUGUCUGUGGCUCACUUUUAGCACUGAAGAUAAACAUUUUCAACAAGAAGAAACUAAUAUUUAAUUACAAAGGCAAAAAUAUGUUUAAUACUGUGUGUUAAUGUAGUUGUGAGAGAUCAACACAGUACAACACAGGUUGUACAACAUUCCAAAUGUGUUCGAGGUGUGGUGUGCGUCCAUUUAUACAAAUGGUCCUUUUAAAAUUAGUUUUAAUACAAAUGUUCUGUUUGUCAUGUUUUCUCUGUUUGUGUUUUACAAAAAUGACUUGCCUGUGAUGCUAAAAAUAGA
This is a messenger RNA of Platichthys flesus (European flounder), 2128 nucleotides long. It is a transcript of the gene wfikkn1, whose product is annotated as WAP, follistatin/kazal, immunoglobulin, kunitz and netrin domain containing 1. Gene Ontology annotation, cellular component: extracellular region. The coding region runs from base 5 to 1807 and encodes 600 amino acids. Lineage: Eukaryota; Metazoa; Chordata; Actinopteri; Pleuronectiformes; Pleuronectidae. Gene Ontology annotation, molecular function: serine-type endopeptidase inhibitor activity; protein binding. The record is from RefSeq and is a predicted model, not a curated record. The transcript has 2 exons.